This is a messenger RNA of Salvelinus namaycush (lake trout), 1446 nucleotides long. RefSeq names its product acid-sensing ion channel 1-like. The coding region runs from base 762 to 1382 and encodes 206 amino acids. Gene Ontology annotation, cellular component: membrane. The transcript has 2 exons. The record is from RefSeq and is a predicted model, not a curated record. Gene Ontology annotation, biological process: sodium ion transmembrane transport. NCBI's taxonomy places the organism in Eukaryota, Metazoa, Chordata, Actinopteri, Salmoniformes, Salmonidae.
GAGAGGAUGCAAGGCAGCGUGUAUGCGGUUGAUGCCUGACCGAAGCGUCCGCUCUCACCAGGAAUGUAACAAGACAGUCUCUCGUACAGUUUCCGCUAUUUGACAGGAUGCAACCGCAUGAUCUGUACUAAAACGGCCAGAGCAGGCUUAAUUGACAAUGGUUUUUUGAGGUUUGUACAAGUGGGAGCCGGUGGGAAAGGACGCCGCGUGUUAUAUGGGCAUAUAACCAGCAGCGUCUCCCGAGAAACAGCGUUUGUUGUAUUCCAAUUGCAUAUGGUUGAACCGCUCGUGAACCAUCUCCUGACACCAAUACAUUCAGUUCUUGCUGUGGUUUUGCUGGGAGUUUUUCUUUUGCAAGCCUGUAAGAGACACCAACUUGUGUUGCGGGAAUCGCUCCUGAAGUAUAUGGGAGAGAAGAUAUUGGCAUCUAUGCGCGUAAAUAUGGGACUAUAUUGGACAUAUGUUUGAGUUAUUACAUUGACCGUCUGAAGGGAAAUUGUGCACGAAAUAGUAGAGUUUCUUGUCAAAUAAUCCGAAGAAUGUACUGGUAGCCUGGAUAGAUGGUGUUAUUUUGUUGGGUGUCCAGUGACGCAACAUUUCAUACGGCCUGGAUGAGGAACAUAGAAAUCCAUGUGUAGAAGGGCGUGAACUCACAGACUCACAGUUGGUACCCUCCUUCCUUCUCUAGUGUCAAUAGCGUUCCCUUUGCUGCUAGUACUUUCCCAUUCUUCCCCUUCACACUGAUACCAUAUAGCCUCGUCAUGGAUCUCAAAGCGGAGUCAGAAGAGAUGGUGGACUCCUUCAAGCGACCGGUGCCUAUCGAAGUUUUCGCCAGCAGGUCCACACUGCACGGCAUCUCGCACCUGUUCACCUACGAACGGAUGUGCAUCAAGCGGUGCCUGUGGAUCUUGUUCUUCCUGGCUUCUCUGGGGUUCCUGGUGUUGGUGUGUGUAGACCGGGUCCAGUUCUACUUCCAGUACCCUCACGUUACCAAGCUGGACGAGAUAGCGACCCCGCUGAUGAUAUUCCCCGCUGUCACCUUCUGCAACCUGAACUCUUUUCGCUUCGGCAGGGUGACGCGCAACGAUCUGUACCAUGCAGGGGAGCUCCUUUCACUACUCAAUGGAAGGUACGAGAUCAGAGACACUCACCUGGUUGAGGAGAGCGUUCUGGAGACCCUGAAGAUCAAAGCUGACUUCCUCAACUUCAAGCCCCGCCCCUUUAACAUGCGAGAGUUCUACGACCGGACGGGCCAUGACAUCAAGGACAUGCUGCUGUCGUGCUACUACCGCGGGAUGGAGUGCAGCGCUGAGGACUUCACUGUGGUGAGUGAGACAAUGGUGCAUGUGAAGACUAUACAUACCUGUAAACUAGCGUUAUAGGCUCCCAUAGAUACGUUUCUCUGGGAUGCUAAGCUAGUUGCUGUCAUGCUACAACUGCAGGGUG